AUGACGUUCCGCGAGAAGGUCAAGCGGGUGUUCCGCUCCAACUCCAAAUCCAAAAAUGAUGGAAAGCCCAAGAUCGAAUACUACAGACGACACGAGUGCCCCCCAUCUAAAUUCCGCGGUCCCUUCGACCGUGCCCACCAAAAAAGCCUAGCCGCUUGGUCCUUCGAGGGUGCAAUGGUCGAACGAACUCGUUCUUUCGAACUUUCCGUCUCGCCCGGUGACCCGUGUGAGGGUUACGACUACUCCCGUCCAUCCGAUACAGAUGACUCGGUGUCUCCGGGUGAUAUAGUCGAUAUCGAUUCAGCCGCCAAUCCAGAGGCCCCUGCGGAAUCUUCGCCACGCGCUGCUGACUCCGGCUCUCAGUCCUCCACCAUCCUCAACCCCUCCAGCUACAGUGGCUCCAUGAUGACCCUUAUAAACGAGGGCUCUAUCUACGAGAUCCCGGAGGAUUCAAAGGAUCAGAAGUUCUUUUUGAAGGAGUCAAUCCGUUAUUCGUCGCCCCUCGUUCGCGCCAUCUCACCCGCUAUGACCCCAUGCGUCAUGUCCGCCAGAAAGCACCUUCCUUUCUCGCCUGAGGAUCUGGCCCGCGCCUUGGUCGCCGUCCAGGUCUGCGCAUGA
Messenger RNA from Penicillium robsamsonii, 618 nucleotides. RefSeq lists its product as uncharacterized. The transcript is spliced from 2 exons. Bases 1 to 618 code for a protein of 205 amino acids. Lineage: Eukaryota; Fungi; Ascomycota; Eurotiomycetes; Eurotiales; Aspergillaceae. The record is from RefSeq and is a predicted model, not a curated record.